Messenger RNA from Lactuca virosa, 306 nucleotides. The record is from the annotation of a GenBank genome assembly. NCBI's taxonomy places the organism in Eukaryota, Viridiplantae, Streptophyta, Magnoliopsida, Asterales, Asteraceae.
AUGCAAUGUCAGACGUUGAAGGAUCUAACAGUUGUUGUUGCAACGAUUGCUUUUGAUAUGGGUAUUGACAAACUAAAUGUAAGAAGAAUUAUACACUAUGGUUGGCCUCAGAGUUUGGAAGCAUAUUAUCAAGAAGCAUGUAGAGCUGGAAGAGAUGGAAAAUUGGCAGAUUGUGUUUUAUAUGCAAAUUUAUCAAGAAUGUCAUCCCUUCUUCCAAACAAAAGAAUUGAAGAACAAACUAAACAAGCAUAUAAGAUGUUAUCUGAUUGCUUCAGGAUUGAUCCGGUUGAUGUGUUAGAUUUUUAA